AUGAUUGAAAUCAGACGUCCUCUAUCAGAAAAGAAUUUGGGCAACAGAUCAAGCAAGGAAUUACAAAGACCUAAUUCAUCAAAUUAAUCUAAUUCAUAAUAAAAAUAGACUUUGUAGACUAUGAAAAGUUCAAUACAAUUAUAAAAGCAGAGCCAAAAUUUUUAUUCCAAAUAUUUUAGUUAUAAGGAUUAAAAGGAAAAUAUUGAAAUACGAUCCAAUCAAGAUAGAAAUCAAUCAUCCAAAUAAUCCCCUUAGGAAUACUAGAAAUUAUAAGACAAAUUACUCUAUUUAGAGAAUAAAAUCCAGUCCAUUAAAUCCCAUAUUGAUAAUAGUUAAAGACAAACAAAAAAUAAUCUUGCUUCUAAAUUUUUUGGAUAAAACACAAAAAAUAACCAAACCUCAACUUCAGUUCAAAAAACAGUGUCAAUUGAUUUUACGAACAGAGGAUAAAAGGAAUAACAAAUUCAUUAGCAAACUAAAGAAUAAAGAGAUUACACACCUGUGUAAUAAAAUAAAUUGAAAUCAAGCACUCUAAUAAACAAUGAAAAUAAAAUUGAAGGCAUUAUCAUUAAAAAGCCCAGUCUAUCAACAUUUGUUACUUAAGUCAAGGCUCCUUUAAAUGAAAAUAAAACUAAUUUUAAGAAUUUGAGACCAGAAUCAGCUAAGGCCAGCAAUUCAAUAAAAGAAAAUUUUAGAAGGAAAACCUCUUAAGAGAAAAAUAAUGAAACAGCAUUUUUAUAUUACUUUUCUUCGAUCAUCAAAGGUUAUAUGCAAGUCGAAAUCAACAGACCUAUUGAACUGAUUAGGGAGCAUCUAUUAUAAACUAUGUAAGCUUCAAUUUUUUAAAAAUCAGUAAAAAUAGCAAAUAGUUUUGAGGAUAAAAAAGUGAAUUUACCCAGCACGAAUAAGAAAACUAUAGUGUUUGAUUUAGAUGAAACAUUAAUCCAUUGUAAUGAGUCUGUUCAAAUACCUGGGGAUGUCAUUUUACCUAUAAAAUUUCCAUCUGGAGAAAUCAUUGAAGCAUCAAUCAAUAUCAGACCGUAUGCAUAGUAGGUAUUACAGACUUUGAACAAGCACUUUGAAAUAAUAGUGUUUACUGCUUCUCAUUCUUGUUAUGCGAAUGUUGUCAUUGACUAUUUGGAUCCAAACAAGAAUAUUAUAUCCCAUCGAUUCUUUAGAGAUAGUUGUGUCCAAACAGAGGAGGGUGCCUACAUCAAAGAUUUGAGAGUGAUUGGAAACAGAGCUAUGAAUGAUAUGGUUUUAGUUGACAAUGCAGCUUACUCAUUCUGCCUGUAACCUUUAAAUGGGAUUCCGAUCAUAAACUAUUAUGACAACAAGAUGGACCAAGAAUUGCUGUAUUUAUAGAAUUACGUGAUGUCUUUAAGGUCAGUAAGGGAUGUGAGAUAAUAUAAUUGUCAGAAUCUAAAAUUGGAUAAAUUAUCCUAAUUUUCAGAUCCAAUAGAAUUGUUGCAAUAAUUGUACAAAGAGUAUAUUCCUUGA
This is a messenger RNA of Paramecium tetraurelia, 1500 nucleotides long. RefSeq lists its product as uncharacterized. Lineage: Eukaryota; Ciliophora; Oligohymenophorea; Peniculida; Parameciidae. The transcript is spliced from 3 exons. Gene Ontology annotation, molecular function: phosphoprotein phosphatase activity. The record is from RefSeq and is a predicted model, not a curated record.